Saccostrea cuccullata (small rock oyster) is the source of this 1051-nucleotide messenger RNA. Its product is annotated as myophilin-like. NCBI's taxonomy places the organism in Eukaryota, Metazoa, Mollusca, Bivalvia, Ostreida, Ostreidae. The record is from RefSeq and is a predicted model, not a curated record. Bases 109 to 672 code for a protein of 187 amino acids. The transcript is spliced from 4 exons. Gene Ontology annotation, molecular function: actin filament binding. Gene Ontology annotation, cellular component: actin cytoskeleton. Gene Ontology annotation, biological process: actin filament organization.
GAAGUGGCCUCAAAAUAUUGUUUACUUUCUCAGUCGGAAGCCGGCGACGUGAACUCUGUGGGAUAUUUAAAGCAGAUCUGGUCCAGAUAGAAUCCUCAUCUCAAAAAAAUGGCAUACAGAGCAACAAAGUCUGGCCUGGCCGCGGAGGCCCAAGGAAAGAUCAAGGGCAAAUAUGACCAGGGUGAAGCACAAAGAGCCCUCACAUUCAUUAGCCAAAAGAUCGGAGAAAGUUUUAACACAGCGGGAGACAUGGACAAUUUCCAGAGUCAGCUCAAGGACGGUGUCAAACUCUGCAAAUUAGUAAAUGCAAUUAAACCAGGGUCCGUUUCAGCGAAGAAAUAUGAAAAAAGCCCAACUUUACCGUUCAAACAAAUGGAACUUAUUGGUCUUGCCAUUGAUCAAAUGAAGGCAUUGGGAGUCCCAGAUCAUGAAAUGUUCGCCACAGUAGAUUUACACGAGGCCCAGAAUCUCCAUCAGUGUGUUAUUGGAAUUAGUGCCCUGGCCAGAAAGAUUGGUGCAUAUGGACCUAAAGAGGCAGAAGCUAACAAGCGUGAUUUCACGGAAGAACAACUCAAAGCAGGACAGAAUAUCAUUGGUCUACAGAUGGGAACUAACAAAGGUGCUAACCAAUCCGGAAUGAAUAUUGGAAAUACCCGGCAUAUAGUCGACUAAAUCAUCCAAUCAAUUUUUUGUUCAAGAUAUUCGCCACUCAAGUUAAGGUUAAGUUUCUCUUCAGCAUUUAUACUGUACUGAGUAUUUUGCAGAGGUUGGCUUCUUUAAAAAUCAAUGCUAAAUGUAACAACGGGCGAUGGUAGAUUUUAAUAAUUGUAUUUGCUACAGCUCAGCAACAUUUUUCAGGCAAUUCGACCAAUUUCUGUCAUGAAAGCAGGCUAUUUGUUUUUAUUUGCAAUAAUGAUUAGGGCAAGGAACGGGACCAAUGAUGAUGACGUCAUUCACUUUAUGUCAUAAACCAUUUUAUUGUUAUUUAGCUAUAUUAAUUUACAUUUUUUGUUUACAUGGUUUAUAUAAUAAACUUUUUUAUACAUUGAAA